GGGAUGCAUUGAAGUCCUCCGCUCCAUGCGCUCCCUGGACUUCAACACCCGCACACAGGUCACCAGGGAAGCCAUCAACCGACUCCACGAGGCUGUGCCUGGCAUCCGGGGCUCCUGGAAGAGGAAGGCCCCCAACAAGGCACUGGCCUCCGUGCUGGGCAGGAGCAACCUGCGCUUUGCAGGCAUGAGCAUCUCAAUCAACAUCUCCAUCGAUGGCCUCAACCUCUCGGUGCCCGCCACGCGCCAGAUCAUUGCCAACCACCACAUGCAAUCCAUCUCCUUUGCGUCUGGCGGCGACACGGACAUGACGGAUUAUGUGGCCUAUGUCGCAAAGGACCCCAUCAACCAGAGAGCCUGCCACAUCCUGGAGUGCUGCGAGGGCCUCGCCCAGAGCGUCAUCAGCACUGUGGGCCAAGCUUUCGAGCUGCGCUUCAAACAGUAUCUGCACAGCCCUCCCAAGGUGGUGGUGCCCCCGGAAAGGCUGACCGGGCAGGAGGAAUCGGCCUGGGGGGACGAUGACAAGGACUCAGAUCACAGUUACUACAACAGCAUCCCAGGGAAGGAGCCACCCCUGGGGGGGCUGGUGGACUCCAGGCUGGCCCUGACUCAGCCCUGCGCCCUCGGAGCCCUCGGCCAGGGUGCAUCUCUCGCUCGAAGAGACGCCCGUGGCCUGCAGUGGGACCUGGGGCCCUCUGGUACAGCUCCGCCAGGGGACGGCUACGUGCAGGCAGAUGCCCGGGGCCCCCAGGACUACGAGGAGCACCUGUACGUCAACACCCAGGGUCUGGACGCCCUGGAGCCUGAGGAUGCGGUGGCCCUCCAGUUGGAGGACAGCCCCCAGAAGGACCUGUUUGACAUGCGACCCUUCGAGGAUGCCCUCAAGUUGCAUGAGUGCUCGGUAGCCUCAGGAGGGACAACAGUCCCCCUUCCCUUGGAGGACCAGUGGCCCAGCCCUCCCACCCGCCGGGCGCCCAUUGCCCCCACGGAGGAGCAGCUGCGACAGGAGCCCUGGUACCACGGCCGGAUGAGCCGGUGGGCGGCAGAGAGACUCCUCCGUGCUGAUGGGGACUUCCUCGUGCGGGACAGUGUCACCAACCCCGGACAGUACGUCCUCACGGGCAUGCACGCAGGGCAGCCCAAGCACCUGCUGCUGGUGGACCCCGAGGGCGUGGUAAGGUGCGGACGAAGGACGUGCUAUUCGAGAGCAUCAGCCACCUGAUCGACUACCACCUGCAGAACGGGCAGCCCAUCGUGGCCGCCGAGAGCGAGCUGCACCUGCGUGGCGUGGUCCCACGGGAGCCGUG
This is a messenger RNA of Galeopterus variegatus (Sunda flying lemur), 1304 nucleotides long. It is a transcript of the gene SHC2, whose product is annotated as SHC (Src homology 2 domain containing) transforming protein 2. Gene Ontology annotation, biological process: intracellular signal transduction; cell surface receptor protein tyrosine kinase signaling pathway. The transcript is spliced from 11 exons. Gene Ontology annotation, cellular component: plasma membrane. The record is from RefSeq and is a predicted model, not a curated record. NCBI's taxonomy places the organism in Eukaryota, Metazoa, Chordata, Mammalia, Dermoptera, Cynocephalidae. Gene Ontology annotation, molecular function: receptor tyrosine kinase binding. The coding region runs from base 26 to 1219 and encodes 397 amino acids.